Schizosaccharomyces cryophilus OY26 is the source of this 1039-nucleotide messenger RNA. Its product is annotated as Ino80 complex subunit Iec1. The coding region runs from base 173 to 877 and encodes 234 amino acids. The record is from RefSeq and is a predicted model, not a curated record. Gene Ontology annotation, molecular function: RNA polymerase II cis-regulatory region sequence-specific DNA binding; DNA-binding transcription factor activity, RNA polymerase II-specific. Gene Ontology annotation, biological process: regulation of transcription by RNA polymerase II. The transcript has 2 exons. NCBI's taxonomy places the organism in Eukaryota, Fungi, Ascomycota, Schizosaccharomycetes, Schizosaccharomycetales, Schizosaccharomycetaceae. Gene Ontology annotation, cellular component: nucleus.
UUAGCAAGCACAAUCAGUUCGUUCACCACCACCUCCACCUACACCACCAAAAAGGCUAAGGUAUUAUAACCGAAAUCGUUAUUUGAACUUUCCAAAGGCUCACACCAGUAGACAAACAAGGAUCUAAAAAAAAAAAAAAGGUUCCGGUUUUCCUUGAGCUUUAAUUUUAUCUAUGUCUAUUUCUUCUGAUACUUCAGGGUCAGUUCCAGGUUCACCAAUUGAGCUAGAGCCCGAGCCCGAAACGAUUUGUCGGUGGCAAGGAUGCAAUCAAGACUUGUUCACGCUUGACAAUUUAGUACAUCAUAUUCAUAAUGGUCAUAUUGGGAAUCGUCGGCCUAAAUACACUUGCGAAUGGGAUGAUUGUCCUAGAAAAGGACUGGUGCAGACAUCAAGAUUUGCCCUCAUAGCUCAUUUACGAUCGCAUACCGGAGAAAAACCAUUCAUCUGCUCAAUUCCAGAAUGCGAUCGCUCAUUUACCCGUUCUGAUGCUUUAGCAAAGCAUAUGCGGACGGUGCAUGAGGCUGAUACACUUCGCCCUUCUGACCCAAUUCCAAAAGCGCAUCCGAUGCAUCCUCAAAAUGUCGCCAAUGCCAUGGUACAAAGUGCCAGAGAGGCUAGGGCGCAGCAGCAACAGCAGCAAAGUACUGGAAUUCCAAACGAAAAUAUGGAAAACUGGCUUGAUGCAGCUGCUAUGCCAAAAACCCCUCACGACAUGUAUCAUUUACAAAAGCUUAAACUUCGAUGGGUGAAAGAGGAACGCGCUAUGUUGAUUAAGCAUUUAGAAAAUCUCAAUAUGAAGUCGGAACAAGCUCGUAAUGAAAAAGAAAGAGCACUAGAUAAACUCGUACAAUUUGUGGAUCCUUCUAUACGCAGGUAGUAACAACCGCGUUCAGAAAAAAAAAAAUUUAUUUAUAAAUAAAUAAAUUGAGGGCCUCUCCCGUGGGACAUAAAAGAUAUUUAGCAUUUGACGUUUGUUCUACUUUUAAAUUUUAUGGUUGUUUUCCAUAUCUCAUGUUAAUAAUAUAUUUUUUAUUUUUUC